Nicotiana tabacum (common tobacco) is the source of this 3188-nucleotide messenger RNA. The record is from RefSeq and is a predicted model, not a curated record. Lineage: Eukaryota; Viridiplantae; Streptophyta; Magnoliopsida; Solanales; Solanaceae.
UCUUCGUAAUUUUACAAGGGGGGACUUUCAUCUCCCACUAGAGAUCUGGACAAUGUCAGAGAUAAGACAUCUAGAUAUUGUUAGUGAUAUUGAUACAGGUAUACAUAUGCCUAAUCCUCUUGAGGCAGAAAGUCUUUGCAUUGGAGAACAACCUUUAUUUCUCAAUAACUUGCAAAAACUUGCUCUCCCUUCCUCUCCUUUUUUGGCGGAAAUCCUAAGAAGAACUCCCAAUCUAAAAAAGCUACAGAUUGUAGAUAUGAAGCAUGCCGACUGGCCUGCUAUUCUUGAUUCUCUCAUUCUUCUACAGAAGCUGGAGACAUUAGCCAUAAAAGCAGAACGAAACAUUGACCCGAUCAAUCUCCCUAGGGAUAUUUUCUUGCAUAAUCUCAAGCAAUUGAGAUUAAGUAGGACUUAUUUUCCAUGGGAAGAUAUGGUUGCGCUGGCUAAUUUACCCAAUCUUGAGGUGCUCAAAACACGAUAUGCAUUCUGGGGAACAGAUUGGAGACUAAAUGAAGAUGUUGUGUUUCACAAACUAAAAUAUCUACUACUUGAGUCCACAUAUAAUCUGGAAAGGUGGGAAACAGCUAGUGAUAAUUUUCCGAUGCUUGAGCAGCUACUCCUGUUUGGGCUCCAAAACUUGGAAGAGAUUCCCCAUAGUAUUGGAGAAAUAAUGACACUAAAGUUCAUCCAAAUACAAUGGUGUAGUUCUGCAGCCGUCGCUAGUGCAAAGAAAAUUCAAGAAGAGCAAAAAAGCUGUGGAAAUGAUAGCCUUGAAGUUCGAAUUAUCUUCAACAGUAGUACGUAAAAUUCCAUCUCUGAGUAUUAUUAGCCAAUUCUUAAUCAAUAUAUCCAUCGAGCCGUGGAAACAGUCUCUUUUAAAAAUGCAGAAUAAGGCUGUGUACAAUAUACCUAUGUGGUUCGACCCUUCGACCCCACGCAUAACGGGAGGCUGCGCUCAUUAACUUUUUACCUGCUUAUCACAUAUGAAGGCUUGUAAACUGAAGAACAGGAAUGAAGUACUAACAGAAUUCAUGUUGAAUUUUUGAAGUACUGUUCUAGGGACUUUAUGAAGCGGAGCCUUGGAGUAACGGUAAAGUUAUCUCUGUAUGACCUAUUGGUCGCGGGUUCGAUCCGUAGAAUCAGUCACUAAUGCUUGCAUUAGGGUAGGCUGCCUACAUCACACCCCAUUUGGGAUGCAAUCCUUCCCCGGGCCCUACGUGAAUGCGAGAUGCUUUAUGCAGUGAGCUGGCCUUUUUCUAGAGAUUUUAUGAAGGGAAGCCUUGGAGCAACGGUAAAGUUAUUUCCAUGUGACGUAUAGGUCACGGGUUCGAGCCAUAGACUCAGCCACUAAUGUUUGCAUUAGGGUAGGCUACCUACAUCAUAUACCCUUAGGGUGCAGCCUUCCCCGACCCUGCGUGAACGCGAGAUAUUUUGUGUACUAAGCUGUCCUUUUUCUAGACUUUAUGUUUUCUUUUUCUUCUUUCUAGUCAAAUCUAUAUUCAAGCUUAUACUAGUUAGAUCCCUGAAUGUUUGAAUAUUUGUGAUAAAUGAUUGGCUUGAGUGCAUUACCUAUAAGGAAGUUGAAAAUUUAUGUUUAGUUGCAAACUUGAAAUCCAAUUGUCUUCUCUUUUUUCGUUUUUUUUUUUUCCUGAUCAUUUAUUUGUCCUUUUAAUUUAGCUUUAAUGUGGUUGAGAAAAAUGUUUAAGGUAAAAUUACAAUACAGUUCAUCCUUUUGAAUUAUUAUGACUACAAGGAUAUACUUGUCAUCCUGUAAUUAUGUGACACAAUUUGGGAAAAUGUGUGAUAAUAAGAAAAGAUAAAAAAAUUAAAAAAGAAAUGGAUAAAUGAAAACAAGAAGAAUUGAAGUAUAAGAUUUUCACCAAUAAAAACAAACUAUCCAUACAACACUCUGAAAAGUAGCAAAACCAUCAAUCCUUGAUUUAAUCCUUAACCAUAUUCACAUCAUUUAGCCGUAUUUCUACCUUCUGAGUAAAAGUUGAUUUUCCAACUGUUAUUAUUUUUCUUAAUAAACUUUCAAAAGAAAUUAUUGAUUAGAAUGUCAAAAAAAGACAUAAAAGCAGUUGAAGAAGGGAAUUGCUCAGGUUAUAAACAACAUGCCAAUGAAGAAGAUUCAAGCCUCUGCACCUCACCUGAGGUUGUCAUUAUCAUUCAAAAGGUGAUAGCAGAGGCGAUCGGAACGUACUUUUUGAUAUUUGUAGGAUGUGGUGCAGUAGCAGUAAAUAAAACAUAUGGUUCAGUAACAUUUCCAGGAAUAUGUGUAGCAUGGGGUUUAAUUGUUAUGGUCAUGGUCUAUGCUGUUGGUCAUAUUUCUGGUGCACAUUUCAACCCUGCAGUUACCAUUGCCUUUGCCAUCUUUAGGCAUUUCCCCUUCAAACAGGUGCCAUUAUACAUAUUGGCACAGUUGGUUGGGGCAAUUCUUGGAAGUGGAACUUUGUAUCUGCUGCUUGAUUUGAAAUCUGAGGCAUUUUUUGGAACAGCUCCAGUGGGAUCAAAUGUUCAAUCUUUGGUUCUUGAAUUCAUCAUCUCUUACCUCUUAAUGUUUGUCAUUUCUGGUGUUGCCACUGACAACAGAUCAAUUGGAGAGCUUGCAGGAAUUGCUAUUGGAAUGACAAUACUCCUAAAUGUUCUGGUUGCAGGGCCAGUAUCAGGAGCAUCAAUGAACCCAGCAAGGAGUAUUGGGCCAGCAAUUGUGAUGCAUGAGUACAAAGGGCUUUGGGUUUACAUAGUUGGGCCAAUAUUGGGUACUAUAGUUGGUGCUUUCACUUAUAACCUAAUUAGGUUUACAGAAAAACCACUCAAAGAACUCACAAAAAGUUCAACAUUUCUCAAGAGCAUGUCCAGAAGCCAUGCUUAAUUUCCAUUUUUCUUAACUAUUCUUUUUUUUUUCCUUUGAGCCCUGUGGUUUAACAUAACAUAGAGCCACUAGUGGCUUGUUAAGAGAAAUUUAUUAGUAAAAGUAAAUAGAAUUACAGAAAAGUGACGUAGUAACAAGUUUUCUAAGUCAUAUCUUAUCUUUAUAUAGUUUUUUUUUUAAAACUUUUUUUUAUGGGGUAUAUGAAACCCGUAUAGUUUUUAACAUGGAAGGUAGUAAUCAACCACUGAAUUAUCCUUUUAUUGUAGUUCAUUGAUUGUUGGUGUUGUGUUAUUUUUAAUAUUUCUUCUUUCUU